Tremella mesenterica DSM 1558 is the source of this 807-nucleotide messenger RNA. RefSeq lists its product as uncharacterized. Lineage: Eukaryota; Fungi; Basidiomycota; Tremellomycetes; Tremellales; Tremellaceae. The transcript has a single exon. The record is from RefSeq and is a predicted model, not a curated record. Bases 1 to 807 code for a protein of 268 amino acids.
AUGUCGACCACUCUCUCUUCUGCCAUCUGGGAUGAUGUACAUCACAAGUUAGGGGAUAUUGUUGCUUCUUCCCUCAGGCUCAGAGACCAGCUAUUCUACCGUUAUGAGCCCCUCCGAGAUGACCCUGUAAGCAAGAUCGAAUCAGAUGCAACGUCAGAAAUUACUUUGGUGGGUUCAACGACUCCUCCUGCACCCUCAAUCCGCACGGAACCUACUUCAGGUGAAGCUAAUCAAUAUCCUCCCGGUAGCAGCAACGUGUCUCAGAGUGAGGAAUGGCCACCCUAUGACAGUGGUCUUGAUCCUAUAAGAUGCCUGAAAUUCCUUGGAGGCAUGCUUGUUGUCUCUGCUGUCAUAGGAGUUCCCUCGUAUUUCAUUCAGCGUCAUAUCAACUACGCAAAUGAUCACAAGCUCAAAAGUUGGCUUUGCGAAGUUGGACCGACUGAGCAGAUGACAGAGCUGAUCAUGUCUGUUCAGAAUGGUACUACCCCAGCAAACUCCACCUUCGAGGUUGACAUGAGCUGUUACACCCCCAUGUGGGUGCUCACAGGGGACGGGUUCAAAGCCGAUGGUAAGAGCCGCUGGCCUUUCCCACAUUCGAAAAAGAAUGCAAACGAGCUACCCUUGAACUCACUGAUCUUCAUGUGGGAUGGCUCAACUUCGAGGCUGCAGGACUUAGGACUGCGCCAGAUCCAUGGAAGAGAAGCUCUCCAAGGGAAGACCGAGAUUCUUCUUCCCCUCGGCUUGACAGGCUACGACGAAACUCGUACCCCAUGGAAAGAAGGAAAAGAAAGUCGUCUGGUAGAUUAA